UCUCCUCAUAUAGCAGACCCUUCUCCCUUGGUGACCCAUGCAUUUAGCAAUCGAGAGGAAGUGAAAUUGCAAACUCGAGCUGUCUUUAUUUCCUACACUGAAGAAAUGAAGUCAUUCAAGUUCAAACUAGUAGACAUCUUUCUAUUUCUGUGUUUGUAUUAUGCAUACAUCUUAGCAGAAGAGAAGAUCCAACAAGACAAAAGGACUUACAUAGUCCACAUGGACAAGUCUAACAUGCCAGAAAGUUUCACUCAUCACUCCCUCUGGUAUGACUCAUCUUUAAAAUCUGUCUCUGACUCAGCAUCCGUGCUUUACCGAUAUGAAAACGUAGUCCAUGGCUACUCGACUAUGCUAACAGCCAAGGAAGCUGAAUCACUAGGAGACCAACCUGGAAUUCUCUCUGUCUUACCUGAGGUGAUAUAUGAACUACACACAACUCGAACGCCGGAGUUCCUUGGGUUAGGAAAGAGCACGGCUCUCUUCCCCACCUCUGGUUCAACAGGUGAAGUGAUUGUUGGCAUAUUGGACACCGGAGUGUGGCCUGAACAUAAAAGUUUUGAUGAUUCCCAGCUUGGGCCAGUGCCAUCUCGCUGGAAAGGCAAGUGCGAGGUGGCGAAAAACUUCAGUGCAUCAAGCUGCAACAAGAAACUAAUUGGUGCCAGGUUUUUUUCGAAAGGAUAUGAAGCUGCGUUCGGACCUAUUGAUGAAUCAAUGGAGUCGAAGUCCCCGAGAGAUGAUGAUGGACAUGGAACUCACACGGCAACUACAGCUGCCGGGUCAGCUGUGCCCUUUGCUAACUUGCUAGGAUAUGCUUCCGGGACAGCACAUGGGAUGGCUUCAAAAGCCCGAGUAGCCAUCUAUAAGGUGUGUUGGCUUGGUGGGUGUUUUGGCUCUGAUAUUGUAGCAGCCAUGGACGCAGCUGUUGCAGAUAGAGUGGAUGUUUUGUCGAUGUCUAUUGGGGGAGGAUUAUCAGAGUACUAUGGUGACACUGUUGCCAUUGGAGCAUUCACAGCAGCCGCAAAUGGAAUUUUUGUAUCUUGUUCAGCGGGAAACAGUGGACCUACACCAAGCAGCUUGUCGAAUGUUGCACCAUGGAUAACGACUGUUGGUGCUGGAACAUUGGAUCGUGAUUUCCCCGCCUCUAUUACUCUGGGAAACAAUGAAAAAUACUUUGGCGUGACACUAUAUAACGGAAAGCAGUUGUCUGAUUCCAUGGUGCCACUAGUUUACGGGGGUAACACCAGUAAUUCAAGUGGUGGGAAUCUUUGCAUGACUGGGAGUCUGGUUCCAAAAAAAGUUUCUGGGAAAAUUGUGGUAUGUGAUCGAGGGGGUAAUGCGAGGGUGCAAAAGGGUGUUGCUGUGAAGGCUGCUGGUGGUGUAGGGAUGAUUUUGACAAACACUGACCCUUAUGGGGAAGAGCUAGUCGCCGACGCACAUCUCUUACCUUCAGCAGCUGUUGGACAGAAAACUGGGGAUGCAAUCAAGAAUUAUAUAGCUUCUACUCGAAACCCAACCGCCAUUAUUGGUCCUGGAACCACAAAGUUAGGCGUUCAACCAUCUCCCGUGGUAGCAGCUUUCAGUUCUAGAGGUCCAAACCCAGUCACUCCAGCAAUACUAAAACCAGACAUUAUUGCACCAGGAGUCAAUAUUCUUGCUGGAUGGACUGGCGCAGUUGGUCCGACAGGGUUAGACAGUGACCCAAGGCAUGUAAACUUCAACAUCAUUUCAGGCACAUCAAUGUCAUGUCCCCAUGUUAGUGGGUUAGCUGCACUUCUCAAGGCUGCUCAUCCAGAAUGGAGUCCAGCGGCCAUCAAAUCAGCCCUCAUGACCACAGCUUACACAGCUUAUAAGAGUGGUCAAAAGGUCGAAGAUGUUGCCACAGGAGGACCAGCAACACCAUUUGAUUAUGGUGCCGGGCAUGUGGAUCCAGUUGCAGCCCUUGAUCCUGGUCUCGUCUAUGAUGCCACUAUCGAUGACUAUCUAGGUUUUCUUUGUGCCUUGAACUACACACCAAAUCAAAUUAAGAGCACUGCCCACAGAGACUUCACUUGUCAGAAAAGUAAAAAGUAUACCCUUGGAGAUUUUAACUAUCCAUCCUUCUCUGUUCCUCUGGACACUGCAUCGGGAAGAAGGGGUGUGGCCAGCGUCUCAAGCACCAUCAAAUAUACUAGGAGCCUUACUAAUGUUGGUGCCCCAGAAACAUACAAGGUUUCUGUGUAUUCACAUUCUCAAGCAGUGAAAAUGUCGGUUGAGCCAGCAACACUUACUUUCGGUGCACAAUACGAGAAAAAGAGCUACACCGUGACAUUCAAAGCGAGUUCCAUGCCAUCCGGUACAACCAGCUUCGCCCAUCUCGAAUGGUCAGAUGGAAAACACAUUGUUCGCAGUCCAAUAGCUUUCAGUUGGACAUAAUCAUGACACUAACUGGACUCAUGCUACAAAUACUGAGACUUCCAAGUGCCCUCUGACAGUAUAUGGGUCCGUCUCAAACUAUAUUAUCUUACGGAAACGUUCAAAGCAGAUGCAAAUAUAAAUGCUCUCUAAGAAAAUUGGGGAAGAGUAAAUUGUGUUCUUAAAAAGUGGUCAGGGAAAGUGGCGGAAUAAUUGUACGCUGAUCUGCCUAAAUAAGGAACAUGUAUUUUCAUUUAAACUGGAUUCCUAGUUUAAGUAUGGUUUACUGAUCUUAC
Messenger RNA from Hibiscus syriacus, 2687 nucleotides. Its product is annotated as subtilisin-like protease SBT1.7. Gene Ontology annotation, molecular function: serine-type endopeptidase activity. The transcript has a single exon. The record is from RefSeq and is a predicted model, not a curated record. Gene Ontology annotation, biological process: proteolysis. Lineage: Eukaryota; Viridiplantae; Streptophyta; Magnoliopsida; Malvales; Malvaceae. The coding region runs from base 106 to 2412 and encodes 768 amino acids.